AUGAUAAGCAAGAAUAAAAAUGUAGGUAAUAAUAAUACUAAUGUCCCACAAAAAGCAGAUGAUUUUUAUGAAAAUCUGGUGACUAAAACUAAUGUUAAUCCAGCUGAAGGAGCACCACCACCGCCUUUGCCAGUUGGAGGUGAAAACCUUACAGAUUAUUUUACACCAAGAAAAACAUCGGGAGGAUCACAAAAGAAUGGGAGAACUCAAACACCACAAGCAGCACAAACACUACAAUUUGGACAACCUUUACAACAUGGAAAAACGAUGCAAGGUGGAAAAACACUACCAGCACCACAAACAAUACAAUUUGGGGCAGCUCUAACACAAGAAAAACCCAUGUUUAGCGGAAUACCUGAAAAAACUAGACCGAAUCAACCUGCACCAACAAUACAUUUUGGGGCACCUGUAACACAUGGAAAAACGAUGCAAAGUGGGAAAACACUACCAGCACCAGAAACAAUACAAUUUGGGGCCCCUCUAACACAUGGAAAAACUAUGUUAAGCGGAAUACCUGAAAAAACUAGACCGAAUCAACAUGCACCAACAAUACAUUUUGGGGCACCUGUAACACAUGGAAAAACGAUGCAAAGUGGAAAAACACUACCAGCACCAGAAACAAUACAAUUUGGGCCACCUCUAACACAUGGAAAAACUAUGUUAAGUGGAAUACCUGAAAAAACUAGACCAAAUCAACAUGCACCAACAAUACAUUUUGGGGCACCUCUAGCACAUGGAAAAACCCAACAUGGACAAACUCAACAUGGACAGACCCAACAUGGACAGACCCAACAUGGACAGACCCAACAUGGGCAAACUCAACAUGGACAAACCCAACAUGGACAGACCCAACAUGGACAAACCCAACAUGAACAAACUCAACAUGGGCAAACUCAACAUGGACAAACCCAACAUGGACAAACUCAACAUGGACAGACGCAACAUGGAAAAACGAUACAUUUAGAAUCUGGUUUCCAAACUCUUAAAUUUUCAAAGCAUCAAAGUCAUAAUACAGAAGUUCCAUGUAGUAAAAGUGCUUCUGCAACUACAACAAACGGUAUUAGUACUAGUAAUGUUACAACUAAAUUUUCAAGUAAUAGAACUAAGAAAGAAUCUACUAAAAGAGAAAAAGAUAAAGAUAAAGGUAAAGAAAAGGGUAAUGAAAAAGAAAAUGGAGAUAAACCACAAGGUGAAAAUAAUAAUGAUCCAGUAGAAGAAUCCUUACAACUAAAUGUUCCUUGUGAAGGAGUUGUUGAUUUUUUUGUAAUACAUCAUAAAUUAGACAAAAGAAAUCUUUACGGUGAUUUUACUUCUAUUCUUGAUUAUACAAGACUUGUUUUUAACUUUAUGAGUAAUCCAACUAAAAAUCGUUUUAAUAAUGUUUUAUGUUUUAAUGAAGGUGCUGUUAAUUUAAAAGUUAAUAAUCCUGAAGAAGGAGAAUAUAUUCAUGCUAGUCGUUUUGUUACCAUGGAAGGAGGAUAUAUUAUGACACAAGCUCCAUUACCAAAUACAUUAGAAGAUUUCUGGAGAGUGGUAUGGCAAGAAAAUGUAACAGUUAUCGUUAGUUUUGUUGAUUUUUUAAAUCUUGAUGAAUGUACUGAGUAUUUUAAUUUAAAAAAAGGAAAAAAAAAACAAUUUGGUAAUUUUUCAAUUAAAACAUUUGAAAUUGAAAAUCUUUCUGGUUAUAAUGGGUUUUUUUUAAAAGUUAGUUGUAAAGGUGAAAAUGGAGUAAGAGAGGUAUCUGUAAUUCAAUGGUUAGAUUGGCCUGUUGAUAACUUAGUAGAUAUAGAAGGUUUGGUAAAUCUUAUGCAAAUUGUUUGGAAUCUUGAAAAAGGUGGAAAAGAAGUUAAAUGUAGUUCUCCAUCCAUGACAUUAGUUCAUGGAACUAGUGGAACAAGAAGAACAGGAACAUUUGUUGUUUUAAGUUUAAUCUGUAAACAGUUAUUUUUAAAAAAUAAAUGUAACUUAAUUUCAACUGCUUUGUUGGUAAGAAAAUAUCGUCACAAUGUUUUAAGAGAUAAAAAUAUGUUUAUCAUUCUUCUACUUUCAAUGAUAAAAUUUUCAGUAAAUAUGAAAUUAUUAAGAAAAGAUCACAAAUAUAUUGAUAAAGUUGAACAUAUUAUAAAAUCUGCAUUUAAUAAUGUCCCACCAGUUGGAAAAAAAAUCAAAUCACGACAGGAGAAGUCUCACAAAAAUAAAUAA
Messenger RNA from Strongyloides ratti, 2202 nucleotides. Its product is annotated as Protein-tyrosine phosphatase, receptor/non-receptor type domain and Protein-tyrosine/Dual specificity phosphatase domain and Protein-tyrosine phosphatase, catalytic domain-containing protein. The record is from RefSeq and is a predicted model, not a curated record. The coding region runs from base 1 to 2202 and encodes 733 amino acids. The transcript has 2 exons. Gene Ontology annotation, biological process: protein dephosphorylation. Gene Ontology annotation, molecular function: protein tyrosine phosphatase activity. NCBI's taxonomy places the organism in Eukaryota, Metazoa, Nematoda, Chromadorea, Rhabditida, Strongyloididae.